Manis javanica (Malayan pangolin) is the source of this 2999-nucleotide messenger RNA. RefSeq names its product heat shock protein 90 alpha family class A member 1 (gene HSP90AA1). The record is from RefSeq and is a predicted model, not a curated record. Gene Ontology annotation, molecular function: ATP binding; ATP hydrolysis activity; ATP-dependent protein folding chaperone. Gene Ontology annotation, biological process: protein folding. NCBI's taxonomy places the organism in Eukaryota, Metazoa, Chordata, Mammalia, Pholidota, Manidae.
GCCAGGGCGCAGGCGCAGGCGCGUCACCGCCGCGGCGGUUGGGGAGGGUUCUUCCGGAAGGUUCGGGAGGCUUCUGGAAAAGGCGCCGCGCGCCGGGCGGGCCCGCGUCUAUAUAAGGGGGGCGCGGGGGCGGAGCGCCAGUUGCUUCUGCGUCCUGGUGCGGUGUCGUUGUAGAGCUCGCGCGGCCCCUUGACCAAGAUGCCCGAGGAGACCCUGACCCAAGACCAGCCGAUGGAGGAGGAGGAGGUGGAGACGUUUGCCUUUCAGGCGGAAAUUGCCCAGUUGAUGUCCUUGAUCAUCAACACUUUCUACUCGAAUAAAGAGAUCUUUCUGAGGGAGCUUAUUUCAAAUUCGUCAGAUGCUUUGGAUAAAAUCAGAUAUGAAAGCCUGACAGAUCCCAGUAAACUAGACUCUGGGAAAGAGCUGCACAUCAAUCUCAUUCCAAACAAACAAGAUCGAACUCUCACUAUUGUGGAUACCGGAAUUGGGAUGACCAAGGCCGAUUUGAUCAAUAACCUUGGUACUAUCGCCAAGUCUGGGACCAAGGCGUUCAUGGAAGCACUGCAGGCUGGUGCAGACAUCUCCAUGAUUGGCCAGUUUGGUGUCGGGUUUUAUUCUGCCUACUUGGUUGCUGAGAAAGUGACGGUGAUCACCAAACAUAAUGACGAUGAGCAGUAUGCCUGGGAGUCUUCCGCGGGAGGAUCUUUCACAGUCAGGACUGACACAGGCGAACCCAUGGGUCGUGGAACAAAGGUAAUCCUGCACCUGAAAGAAGAUCAGACCGAGUACCUGGAGGAAAGAAGAAUAAAGGAGAUAGUGAAGAAGCAUUCCCAGUUUAUCGGCUACCCCAUCACUCUCUUCGUGGAGAAGGAACGUGAUAAAGAAGUCAGCGAUGAUGAGGCCGAGGAAAAAGAAGACAAAGAGGAGGAAAAAGAAAAAGAGGAAAAGGAGUCUGAUGACAAACCUGAAAUAGAAGACGUCGGUUCCGAUGAAGAGGAGGAAGAAAAGAAGGAUGGCGACAAGAAGAAGAAGAAGAAGAUCAAGGAGAAGUACAUCGAUCAGGAAGAGCUGAACAAGACAAAGCCGAUUUGGACCCGAAAUCCUGACGACAUAACCAACGAGGAAUACGGAGAAUUCUACAAGAGUCUGACCAAUGACUGGGAGGACCACUUGGCGGUGAAGCAUUUUUCAGUUGAGGGACAGUUGGAAUUCAGAGCCCUUCUAUUUGUUCCAAGACGUGCUCCUUUUGACCUGUUUGAAAACAGAAAGAAAAAGAACAACAUUAAGUUGUAUGUCCGCAGAGUGUUCAUCAUGGAUAACUGCGAGGAGCUGAUCCCCGAAUAUCUGAAUUUCAUUAGAGGUGUGGUGGACUCGGAGGACCUCCCUCUAAAUAUUUCCCGCGAGAUGUUGCAGCAGAGCAAAAUUUUGAAAGUUAUAAGAAAGAAUUUGGUCAAAAAAUGCUUAGAACUCUUCACUGAACUGGCUGAAGAUAAAGAGAACUACAAAAAGUUUUAUGAGCAAUUCUCCAAAAAUAUUAAGCUUGGAAUACAUGAAGACUCUCAGAACAGGAAGAAGCUUUCAGAACUGUUGAGAUACUACACGUCUGCUUCUGGUGAUGAGAUGGUUUCCCUCAAGGACUACUGCACGAGAAUGAAGGAAAACCAGAAACACAUCUAUUACAUCACAGGGGAGACCAAGGACCAAGUGGCAAACUCUGCCUUUGUGGAGCGUCUACGGAAGCAUGGCUUAGAAGUGAUCUACAUGAUCGAGCCUAUUGACGAGUACUGUGUCCAACAGCUGAAGGAGUUUGAGGGCAAGACUUUAGUGUCAGUCACCAAAGAGGGCUUGGAGCUUCCAGAAGAUGAAGAAGAGAAAAAGAAACAGGAAGAGAAAAAAACUAAAUUUGAAAACCUCUGCAAAAUCAUGAAGGACAUCUUGGAGAAAAAAGUAGAAAAGGUGGUGGUGUCAAACCGAUUGGUGACAUCUCCGUGCUGCAUUGUUACAAGCACAUAUGGCUGGACAGCAAACAUGGAGAGAAUCAUGAAGGCUCAAGCCCUACGAGACAACUCAACAAUGGGCUACAUGGCAGCAAAGAAACACCUGGAGAUCAACCCUGACCAUUCCAUCAUUGAGACCCUGCGGCAAAAGGCAGAGGCUGACAAGAACGACAAGUCUGUGAAGGAUCUGGUCAUCUUGCUGUACGAAACUGCACUCCUGUCGUCUGGCUUCAGUCUGGAAGAUCCCCAGACGCAUGCCAACAGGAUCUACAGGAUGAUCAAACUUGGUCUUGGUAUUGAUGAAGAUGACCCCACUGCUGACGACGGCAGUGCCGCUGUGACCGAGGAGAUGCCGCCCCUCGAGGGUGACGACGACACGUCCCGCAUGGAAGAAGUCGACUAAGUCUGCCCGGAGCAUUUUUCUGUUUCCAAGGAUUAUGUUCUUUUGUGUUAAUGCUUCAAACCUAUACAGCAUGACAGUAACUUCAGGGGAGGGUUAGACUUCUAAGUGUGAUACUGUGAUACUUUAGGCACUAAAGCAGAGCUAGGUUUUUUUUCUUGGUUUCACGUUGGCUUUUAACUGAUUAAGGUAGCGUUUGUUGUGAGAUGUACGUGACCUGUUAACAUUGUUUAAAAGUGUUGAGCUGACCUCUUAGACCAAAUAUCCUGUCACUGAAGUGUUUGGAAGUAUAACUUGUUUAAAAGAAAAAUACUGGUUAAAAGAACUUUGAUCUUCUAAGACCUACUUUUUAAAUCUUUAAUCCUCAGUAGUGACCAACUGCAUGUACCAGGCCUUUAGAAGUUAGUAUGUUUACUGAACCAACUUGAUGGAAGUAUUCAUAGGGCUUGUAUCCAAAGAAAAGUAUUUAGAGUAGCAAAAUUACAAGCCUACUUACGUGUUUGUUGUAAAGCUGUUUAAAAAGUAAGUUUUGUGAAUGGAAAUGUAGUGCUCAAGUUAUGUUUGCUUUAAAAGGUUGUAACAAAUACAGAUAAAUUAAAAGA